This is a messenger RNA of Folsomia candida, 1279 nucleotides long. Its product is annotated as solute carrier family 35 member G1. The transcript is spliced from 4 exons. The coding region runs from base 12 to 1190 and encodes 392 amino acids. Gene Ontology annotation, cellular component: membrane. The record is from RefSeq and is a predicted model, not a curated record. Lineage: Eukaryota; Metazoa; Arthropoda; Collembola; Entomobryomorpha; Isotomidae.
UCCGUCUGAAAAUGGCCCCGACCUCGACGUACCUCGUAGUGGAGCAGGAGGAGGACAAAAUGAAGAAAGAAAUACAGAAGUCAGCCUCCUCCCCCUUUCUCACCCUUCACAUGACGCCACACCCAUCGUCAGCAAAAAUGACACGGUCAGCCUCCAUGUGCUCGGCCAGUCUGUACGUCAUCAUAGAAUCGAGAGGAGAUGAAUUCGUCGCACCGCGCACUCAGCCCGUAGGAUGGCGCCGCUAUCUCGGCGUGUUUUACACCCUCCUCGCCGUCAACAUGCUCUCUUUGACGAACACGAUUAUGAAAAAGUACUCGCACGUACACCCCUUCAACGUGGGGAUUUGGUACUCCCCCACCGCGGCCGCAGUCGCGCUGGUGUGCAUCCUGUAUCACAAGUGCUACGCACGAGGGUCCCUGUCCCAGGGGCUCCUCCCGCUGAAAGACAAUAAGAAAAACGUGGCCCUCGUCUUCCUUCGGGGAAUCAUUACCUCAAUAAUUUUUUACCUGUCCGUCGCAGCUUUUAGAUACAUUUCAGCGGCAGAUUUGAGAACUGUGAUUAGUGCCGUGGUAAUUGCCGUGUUUUUGUUUGGGUGGCUCUUUCUGGGAGAAAAAUGCGGCGUUGUGCCAAUCGUUACGGCGAUCGUGGCCGUUUGCGGGAUUGGAAUUAUGACAAGGCCGCCGAUUUUAACGGGGAAGGAGGAAUUCGAUCAAAAUACUCUGAUCGGAAUCGGCAUCGCAGUCGUCACCAUGAUCAUCAUCGCCCUUCAACUCGUCAUAAUCCGCUCAAUGAGUGAAGUCUAUCACGGCGUGAGUAACUUAAUCGCCAUGUUGUGGGGUGGCACCCAGGGCGUGAUCCUCUCCUGGUGCUGGGGCGAACUGAACCUCCCCGCGAAGGAAGAUAUCAUCGGAAUGUCGCUGGCGGGACUGUGUCUCGGAAGCGCGUUAACGUUUUUGGUGCUCGCGCUGCAAAAUGAGGAGGCUGGCGUAGUCGCGUUGGUUCGGACCAGUGAAGUUAUCUUCGUGUUUUUCUGGCAGUGGGUGAUCGUCGGGACAUAUCCGGACAUUAUCAGUGUUGCCGGAGCCAUUUUGGUGGUAUCGGGCGUUGUCACGGUAACCUUGAGAACAUGGGUGGACACGUUACCAAAGGAUAAUCCGAUGAAGAGGAGAUUGAGAUUUAUUUUAUUGUAGGAUUUAUUUAUUUUCUAAAUUUGUGUAAUUUGUAUGAAAAGGAUAUGCAGUAAUAAAAAUUGACUACCUCAAUAAAACAGUUAAAUACA